Xiphophorus hellerii (green swordtail) is the source of this 3828-nucleotide messenger RNA. RefSeq names its product WW domain containing E3 ubiquitin protein ligase 1 (gene wwp1). Gene Ontology annotation, biological process: proteasome-mediated ubiquitin-dependent protein catabolic process; protein ubiquitination. The transcript is spliced from 25 exons. Gene Ontology annotation, molecular function: ubiquitin protein ligase activity; protein binding. The coding region runs from base 232 to 3129 and encodes 965 amino acids. NCBI's taxonomy places the organism in Eukaryota, Metazoa, Chordata, Actinopteri, Cyprinodontiformes, Poeciliidae. Gene Ontology annotation, cellular component: cytoplasm. The record is from RefSeq and is a predicted model, not a curated record.
GUGUUCGGGUGACACCCGGGUGUUUUGCUCGGCAACAUCCGCACAGAGAUGGCAGUAGAGCCGUAGCUGACUGCGGGGCCUGUGCGGUGACCAGCAGCCCUGACGCUACCGAAACACGGACUGUAGGGGAGGAGCGCAGCGCCGAAACAAGUGCCGCCAUGGGACACGGAGUAGGCUGAACAGGAGGGCCUAGCAAAACACAUCUGUUGCUUUCCCACUGUGGUGAAUGACAUGGCCACGGCCUCAUCGAGAGCAGAGACUAGCCAUAACCACAGACGCACAUCACAGCUCCAUGCCAUUGUUUCAUGUGCCAAACUCAAGAGGAAGAAGAGCGUUUUCGGGGCGGCCAUUUACGUGGAGGUGACAGCAGAGGGAGAGACCCGCCGCACGGCAAAAUCUCACAGCUCCUCCAACCCAAAAUGGGACGAGAGGCUGACUCUGACUGUAGCGCCACACACGCAGGUGGAUUUCAAAGUAUGGAGUCACCACACCCUGAAAGCAGAUGCUCUGCUGGGCAAAGCUACGCUGGAUCUCAUUCAGGCUUUGGAGCGGCAUGACAGAAAAUUGGAGAAUGUGAAGGAGGUGCUGAAGCUGAGUGUGGAACAGAAAGGGCUUUCUGUGCCUGUUGGCGAGCUGACUGUGUACCUUGAUGGCCUGACUGUCACUGACCAGGAGGAAUUGGCGCCGCUGACCAAUGGCAACGCAGCAAAUGGCACCAAAGUCCAGCAGAAUGGUGAUGCCAUUCAUGAAAACGGAGACUCCUCUUCCUCUUCUUCAAGGGCUGCAAACAGCACCGUGAAUGGAACAGACAUGGGUCAGAGGUCAGGCUCCUGCUCAGCCUCCAGCGGUGCAGAUGGUCCGGUGCCUUCCAGCCCUGCUCUCGAUCACACCACCGGUAUGAUCAACGGAGAUCCAACCCCCAACUCCACCCCAGUGCACCAACCUCCAGACAGCAGCCCAGACACCAGAAUGGUAAACGGGGAAUCCUCUGAGACUGUUCCCAGGCAAUCUUCUGCUUCCAGAAGGGAAACGCAGCCCUCUGCAGGUGAAACUGAGGAGAGCUCUCACGAUGCUGCCCCGCCAAACGCUGAAACAUCACCAGCCAGCACUUCCCGGCCCCCUCCGGCUCCCGCACCUUCCUCCGCCUCGUCUCCUGCUGCUAAACCUGCCAACGGCGCCGCUUCCUCUUCCUCCUCCGCCGCUGCUGCUUCCACCACGUCAGCCUCUGCAACCCAGGGAGAACCCACCGUGACAACGUCCUCAUCGUUGUCCUCCUCCCCAGCGCCAGGAGAAGCGGGGGCUUCAGGAGCAGGCAGCAGUAGCAGCUCAACAACAACAACAACAACAACAACAACAACAACUGAUGGGGUGAAACCCAGACAACAGGUUUCUAAUGCUCCAGCAGGAGAUCCUCUACCACCAGGGUGGGAGCAGAGAAAAGAUCCACAUGGGAGAACUUACUAUGUAGACCACAACACCAGAACUACUACUUGGGAAAGACCACAGCCGCUUCCUCCAGGCUGGGAGCGCCGAGUGGACGAUCGGGGUCGGAUCUAUUACGUGGACCACAACACCCGGACCACCACUUGGCAGCGGCCCACCAUGGAAUCGGUGCGCAACUUUGAGCAGUGGCAGAGCCAGCGCAGCCAGCUGCAGGGAGCUAUGCAUCAGUUUAACCAGAGAUACCUCUACUCUGCAUCUAUGAUGUCUGCUGAGAAUGACCCUCUUGGCCCUCUACCUCCUGGUUGGGAGAGGCGUGUGGACUCCAAUGACAGAGUUUACUUUGUGAACCACAAUACCAAGACAACACAGUGGGAAGACCCUCGAACCCAAGGGCUACAGAAUGAGGAUCCUCUGCCUGAAGGAUGGGAAAUCCGGUACACGAGGGAAGGAGUUCGCUACUUUGUGGAUCACAACACUCGGACGACCACUUUCAGCGACCCGCGCACCGGGAAGUCUUCUGUCACCAAAGGCCCACAGAUUGCAUACGAGCGCAGCUUCAGGUGGAAGCUCGCUCACUUCCGUUACCUGUGUCAGUCUAAUGCUCUGCCGAGCCACGUGAAAAUCACCGUCUCCAGACAGACGCUGUUCGAAGACUCUUUUCAGCAAAUCAUGGCUCUGAAGCCAUACGACCUACGGAGGAGGCUGUACGUCAUCUUCAGAGGCGAGGAGGGUCUGGACUACGGUGGCUUAGCCAGGGAGUGGUUCUUCCUCUUGUCCCAUGAGGUGCUGAACCCCAUGUACUGCCUGUUUGAGUACGCAGGAAAGAGCAACUACUGUCUGCAGAUCAACCCGGCGUCGGCCAUCAACCCAGAUCACCUCUCCUACUUCUGCUUCAUUGGCCGCUUCAUCGCGAUGGCACUUUUCCACGGGAAGUUCAUUGACACAGGCUUCUCUUUGCCGUUCUACAAACGAAUGCUGAACAAGAAGCUCAUCCUGAAGGACCUGGAGUCCAUCGACCCGGAGUUCUACAACUCUCUCAUCUGGAUUAGGGACAACAACAUCGAGGAAUGUGGGCUGGAGAUGUACUUCUCCGUGGACAUGGAGAUCUUGGGGAAGAUCUCGUCUCAUGACCUGAAACCCGAUGGCGCCAACAUCCUGGUGACGGAGGAGAACAAGGAGGAGUACAUCAGUCUGAUGGCAGAGUGGAGGUUCUCCCGUGGGGUGGAAGGUCAAACCAAAGCUUUUCUGGACGGCUUCAAUGAAGUGGUCCCGCUUCAGUGGCUGCAGUAUUUCGAUGAGAAAGAGCUGGAGGUGAUGCUGUGCGGCAUGCAGGAGGUGGACCUGCAGGACUGGCAGAGAAACACCGUGUACCGCCACUACACCCGGAACAGCAAGCAGAUCAUCUGGUUCUGGCAGCUGGUGAAAGAAGUGGACAACGAAGUGCGUCUGCGGCUCAUGCAGUUUGUGACGGGAACCUGCCGGCUUCCUCUGGGCGGCUUCGCUGAGCUGAUGGGAAGCAACGGGCCGCAGAAGUUCUGCAUUGAGAAAGUGGGGAAGGAUACAUGGCUUCCCCGUAGUCACACAUGUUUUAACCGCCUGGACUUGCCUCCCUAUAAAAGCUACGAACAGCUGAAGGAGAAGCUGCUCUUCGCCAUCGAGGAAACCGAAGGAUUUGGCCAAGAAUAGAGGGACAAAGUCCUCUGGUGUUGUCCCCUCUGCUAGCCCCCCUCUCUGCUGUUCAAUCAGCCAAGAAAAACAAACCAACAACAAAAAAUUGCACAAAAUAACCACCAAUGUAUAUAAGCUAUUUUGUCAUUUAAAACCAAAUCCUAAUUUGCAGCAUCGUUUUUUGCCGCAUUCCUGUUCCUAGUCCUUAUAUAAUAUAUAACGCCCUCUUUCCCCUCCAUGAAAAUAUGCAAAACAUUUCAUCCAUCUGCUUUUCUGUUUUAAAAACAGAAAUCAUGGAUUUUUUCCUUUUUUUUUUUUCUUUUUAGAUGUCCACCCCAAGCGGCUGACUGGCUUUAAAAAAAAAAAAAAAGAAACUAGACAGACAGUGCUUUUGAGAGGGUUUUCUAGUUUAGGCUCAACCUUCUUUUAAAGCUCUAGUUCUAUAGAGCUGUUAAAAGGCAAAAAGUUAGUUGUAUUUGGCGUUCAGUGCCUGAAAUCCAGUUUUGUUUUUCCUUGUGGGACAGAUAGUCGUUUUAGAAAAUCCUGCGUGCUUGCAUGCUGCCUACGAACAUUAGAAGACCGCCGCGAGCGUGUGCACGCAGACUUUUUAUUUUUCCGGCAUGAAUCAACCCAUCCUCGACAAAAAUCAGCGAUGGAUCAUCUCUACUGGGGCAAAAAAAAAAAAAAAAAAAGGAAUCUUAAUUGUGUCUUUAAAUC